GGCUGAAAUCGUGCAACCAUAAGGAGCAGGGAGGCGGUCUGUGUAAUGACAGUGCAUCUCCUCCGGCAAUGUUGAAAAACAGCACUCGCUGCAAAAAGGCGAGUAUCUGAGAGCACGGAGUUGGUGUAAGAGACUGACACGGUCAGAUCCCAAACGGAGGGGGAGGUAGACGGAAGAUCCUUGGUGGGCAAGGAUGGGAUUCGGAAGCAUGGGCCCAGAACACCAAGCGCUAGAGACACAGAUGGGCAGCAAUUCUGCCACCACGGACCUUAACCUGCAGGUGUGCCACGCUGAAGAUGUCUUGCAAAAUCUGAACACUUUUCGGAAAAGCAGACUGUUUACUGAUGUUGUACUUCGUAUUGACGGUCAAGAGUUCCAUUGCCAUCGAGCCACUCUGUCUGCCAGCAGUACCUACUUCAGGACAAUGUUCAGCACUGAUUUCCAGGAGAGCAAACGGGACACUGUCGACAUCAAAGGGAUCUCAGCUGAUACCAUGGAUUGUGUGAUAGAUUAUAUGUACGGAGGAAGGGGGAACAUCCGAGAGGGCAACGUUCAGAGUCUGCUGGAAGCCUCUGACCUCUUCCAGGUGUCUGUGCUCCGACAAGGCUGUGUGGAGUUCUUGGAGAAGCAGCUGGACCCUUGCAACUGCCUUGGCUUCUUGAACUUUGCCAACCUCUUUGCCAUCCAGGCACUGUCCGAGAAAAGCAAGCAGUUCCUGCUGGAGCACUUUCCAGAGGUGAUCCAGCAUGAGGAGUUUUUACAACUGCCCAAGGAAGUCCUGUGUGAUCAGCUGUCCAGUGACCUCCUCGCCAUUCCCAAGGAGGAGAUGGUCUUUGAAGCAGUGAUGCACUGGGUUCGCCAUGAGUUGCCCACCAGAAGACAUGCGCUGAAAGAGCUUUUGGAGCACGUUCGAAUUCCCUUACUGGAUCGGAUAUACUUUGUCGAGAAAGUAGAAACGGAUGAGCUGAUCCUGAGCUCGAAGGAGUGUUUACCUUUGCUGCAAGAGGCACGGAGGUAUCACAUAUUUGGUAACGAGAUAAUGUCCCCGAGGACAAGACCACGGAAAUUCGCGAAUGUUGCAGAGGUGAUCGUCAUACUGGGAGGCUGUGACCGGAAGGGUCACACAAUGCUGCCCUACACCGAACAGUACAAUCCUGGGACAGGCGAAUGGUCCCCUCUGGCCAAGAUCCCAGACUACUCCAAGUCAGAGUAUGCCGUGUGCACCUUCAAGAAUGACAUCUUUCUUUCAGGUGGGAACUUGUACAGUAAUGACGUGUGGAUGUAUAACUCUCAGCUCAACAUCUGGGUCAGAGUGGCAUCUUUAAAUAAAGGAAGAUGGAGACACAGGAUGGUGGCACUGCAAGGCAAGCUCUACGCUGUGGGUGGUUUCAAUGGUUUCAGCAGGAUGUCCAGUGUUGAAUGUUACGAUCCCAACUCGAACAGCUGGUCGUUCACUGCACCUCUGUUGGAACCUGUGAGUUCAGCAGCAGUUGUUGCCUGCUUAGGCAGGCUGUACGUGAUAGGAGGUGCACUCACCAACCAACUCAACUCCAGUAAGGUCCAGUGUUAUGACCCAGUGAAAGAUGACUGGACGUUUGCAACUUCAAGUCCAUUUGCUCAACGUUGCAUCAAUGCAGUCACCGUAAACGACAUGAUUUAUAUUAUGGGAGGUCUCAUGGAGAACAUGUACAAGUACGACCCAAUAGACAACUAUUGGACAGUGAUGGAUAAUACUCCAGGACCUCUGGAGAACUGCGGGCUGACGGUUUGCAAUGGAAUGGUUUACAUUCUCGGUGGCAAGGACAACAUGGCGGAAGGCACAGACAGAGUCUUCUGCAUCGACCCUGCCUCAGGCCAACUAACCCUCGUCUCCACCAUGCCAAGGUGUGCCAGUUACCAUGGGUGUGUCACCAUCCACCAGCGGGUGAGAAGACUUGUUCACAGUCUCAUAACAUGACUGAUAUUUCAUGUUGGACUUAAUAUCCUUGCACUUAUCAUUUAUUCUAAAACCUUCUGUUACAUACAGAGCUGCCCCCAACAUUUGGGUUGGUUUGUCAAAAAUGGAAAGAUUUUAAUGUAUGAGUGAAUAGCCUGUUGAACUAAUAUCUGUUAAACUACCAACCAAUCACUGACCAGUACAGAACCCAACUUCUCUGCUUUACCUCAUCACUGACUGUAUCUGACCCCCAACUCCUCCCCCUUCCCUAUUACUGACCAGUAAUGACCCCUAUGCCUCAUUCCUCUGCACCAUUACUGACCAGUAAUGACCCCCACACCUCCUUCCCCACCCCAUUACUGACUGGUACUGAGUCUAACACCUCCCCUUGUCCUAUCAUUGAUGGGCUGAUAGGUUGUGAAUUUUCCAAUGAUUAGACAGUGCUGCAUGUUUGGAAGGAGUCAGUGACCUUUACUCAGCACGAGGUGAGGUGAGAGUGACAGUCCUUAUCAUCAUGGAGCCUCAGCAAAACUAGACUCAGUGUGAAUCGGGGGGAAUAUUCUCCACUGGUUGGAGUCGUACCUGACAUGUAGGAAGAUGGUUGUGGUGCUUGGAAGUCAGUCUUUUCAGUUCCAGGACAACUCUGCAGGAGUUCCUCAGGGUGGUGUCUCAGGCCCAACCAUCAUCAAUAACCUUUCUUCCAUCAUAAGAUCAGGAGUGAGGAUGUUCACUGAUGAUUACACAAUGUUCAGCACCAUUUGCAAUUCCUCAGAUACUGAAGCAGUCCAUGAUCAAAUGCAACGAGACCUGAACAAUAUCCACACUUGCGCUGGCAAGUAGCAAGUAACAUUUGUGCCACUCAUAUAAUGACCACCUCAAAUAAGAGACAAUCAAAUCACCACCCAUGAUAUACAAUGGUAUUACCAUCACUGAUUCCCCCACUAUCAACAUCCUUGGGGUUACCAUUGACCAGAAACUGAGCUGAACUAGCCGUAUAAAUACUGUGACUAUAAGACGAGGUCAGGGACACGGAAUAUUGCGACAAGUAACUCACAUCCUGAUCCCCUCUAAGCUUGUCCACUAUUGACAAUACAUAACUCAGGUGUGUAAUGGAAUGCACCCCACUUGCUUGGAUGGGUGCACCUCAAGAAACUUGACACCAUUCAGGACAAAGCAGCUCACUUGAUUGGCACCAUAUCCACAAACGUCCACGCCUUCCAUCACCAGUGCUCAGUAGCAGCAGUGUGUACCAUCUACAAGAUGCCCUGCAGAAAUUCAUCCAGCCUCCUUAGACAAUACCUUCCAAACCCACAACCACUUCCAUCUAGAAGGACAAGGGCAGCAGAUACAUGGGAACACCACCAUCUACAGGUUCCUCUCCAAGCCACUUACCAUCUUGAUAUUAAGUACUUAUCCGUCAAGAAAGUUGUGAAUGCAUUGGAGAGAGUACAGAAAUGAUUUACAAGAAUCAUUGCAGGAAUGAGAAACUUCAGAAAUAAGGAGAGCUUGAAGAAGUUGGGACUGUUCUUCUUAGAGAGAAGGAAGUUAGAGGAGAUUUGUUGGAGUUAUUUAAAAUCAUGAGUGGGCUGGACAGAGUCGAUGGGGGAGAACAGAGGAACAAGAAAGAGAAGACAUGGAAUUGAAGUGAUGUGCAAAACAUCUUUCUCACUCAGUGAGUGCUUAAGGUUUGAAAUGCACUGCCUGGAAAUGUGGUGGAGGCCAGUUCAAUUGAAGCAUUCAAGAGGGGCAUUGGAUGAUUGUUUGGAUAGAAAUCGUGUGCAAGGAAUAUGGGGAAAAGGCAAGAGAUUGUCACUGGGCAGUUAUGCUCAUUUCUUGACAUAGACGGAAUGGACCAUAACAAUCCUUUGGUGCUGUAAUCCAAGCUACAGAUCAAAUGUCAACUGUGGUCCCUUGUACUCUCAUUUCUGCUGACAGACACCCUUUUCUAAAUUUAAAUUUACUCUUAGAUCCUGUUCUGAUUGUCUCACUUCCCUUUUUGACCCAGUCAGUGUUACAUCAUUUCCUGAGCAUCGUCUGUGGGUGCCUGAGGUCUCUGAGGUGACACUGUUGAGGGAAAGAAAUAUCUCAAUAUACCUCGGCUUGCCCAUGUUUCUAUUCUGAUUAAGUAAUUAACCCAAUUUGGAAGAUUCCUGCAUAUCCCCACAGGAUACUUGGUGCAUUGUGUGCAGCCUGUACUAGCCUAACCCAUAGGGGAGAAUGUAAUGCCCUCUGCUGUGGUGAGUUUGUCAGCGGUGCAUUGGAUUGAGGCAGGAUGUUGGGUGAGGACAACACUGUCUUCCUGUCUCUUUCCCCUUGGGUGGAAAGGAUGACUACCCACUGCACGGCCACUGAAGGAUCUUGCCUCCUGAAGACCUGAGCUCCACAAUUCCCUCCUUUAAACCUCUUUAUCUCUCUUUCCUCCUGUAAGACACUCUCCAAAAACCUACCUCUUUGAGCACACUCCCCAAUUUGAGAUUUUUCAUUCACUGAACCUUGGAACAGUUAUAGUGCUGAAGGAGGCUAUUUGGCUGGUAGAGCCUGCACUAACCAUUCGAACCAGCAUCAGUCAUGGGAAGUGAGCGUCACUGGUUGGACCAGCAUUAACAGUCGGUUCCUAGUUGCCCUCAAGAAUGUAGGGUUGAGCUGCCUUCCUGAAUCACGGCACUCCAUGUGCUGUAGGUUGACCCACACUGGCCUUAGGGAGGGAAUUCCAGGAUUUUGACCCAACGACAGUGAAGGAACAGUGAUAUAUUUCUAAGAUGUUGAAGGCCUUGGACUGUGGUGGACAAAAUUAAAAAUCACACAAUGCCAGGUUAUAGUCCAACAGGUUUAUUUGUAAGCACUAACUUUCAGAGCGCUGCUCCUUUAU
Messenger RNA from Hemiscyllium ocellatum (epaulette shark), 4805 nucleotides. RefSeq names its product kelch-like protein 24. The transcript is spliced from 8 exons. Bases 194 to 1957 code for a protein of 587 amino acids. Lineage: Eukaryota; Metazoa; Chordata; Chondrichthyes; Orectolobiformes; Hemiscylliidae. Gene Ontology annotation, molecular function: protein binding. The record is from RefSeq and is a predicted model, not a curated record.